Trametes versicolor FP-101664 SS1 is the source of this 984-nucleotide messenger RNA. RefSeq lists its product as uncharacterized. Gene Ontology annotation, molecular function: protein binding. The record is from RefSeq and is a predicted model, not a curated record. The transcript has 2 exons. Lineage: Eukaryota; Fungi; Basidiomycota; Agaricomycetes; Polyporales; Polyporaceae. Bases 1 to 984 code for a protein of 327 amino acids.
AUGCGAUCCGCACAGUCCGUUUUGAGGAAGCGCGACGAGGAAUUCUGGUACUGCGACGGAAGCAUCAUCCUCGUAGCGGGCGACGUCGAGUUCCGCAUAUACAAAGGACUUCUCGCCGACCACUCUCCUGUAUUCAAAGAUAUGUUUUCGCUACCACAGCCUCCGGUUGCCGCCUCCCCGACUCGGACAAACGACCCCUGCCCCGUGGUACACCUAUCGGACUCUCCUGACGACCUGCGGCACGUCCUCCGCGCAUAUAUGCCCAAAGGCGACCCCAGGUACCGCUCUGUUCCGUUAUACUCAUACGACGAAAUCUCGGCAGCUAUCCGACUCGGCCACAAGUACCAGAUGUCGAAGUUGCUCGACCACGCGCUCGACUAUCUCAAGCGGCACUACACAAACGACUACACGACCUGGUAUGAUCACGCCGACUACGUUCCUCUGGGCUUCAAGCACCAAUUCUACGCAAUUGGCGUGGUCAACCUCGCGCGCCUGACCGGCGAGACCAGCAUCCUCCCAACCGCGCUCCUCGCGUGCUGCAUGCUCGGCAAAAACCUUGCCCACGGCUUUGAGCGCGUCGACGGGUCCCGCGAGCACCUCAGCCUCGACGACAUUGGCUUGUGUAUCGCCGGGAAGGACAAGCUCAUCAGGGAGUCCAUCAGGGUCGCGUUCCGCGUCUUCCGGCCAACCGUCUCGGACCGGUGCAAGACACCCGGCUGCCUCGAAGCCUUCAGGAAGAUGGCCACCGGUGCCGAGCAGUUCGUCGACCACAUCUCCGAUCCAGAGCCGUGUGGCGUGUUCUACAGCACCAUCGCGGACACCGGGCUUUGCAGGCACUGCCAGGCGAUGGUCAAGGAGCGCGACAAUAGCGAGAGGAGAGCGGUAUGGGCGAAGCUUCCCGAGAUAUUCGGGGUCACAUUGCCGCCGGAGGCUCCCAGGGUCGGUGUCCAGGCUGGCGGAAACGCAGGUGCUCCCGCAUCGUGA